GCGGCGCCUGACUAUAAAACCCCUGCGCACAUUUUACCGACCUCUGAGCAUUCCCACCUCUCCUCUGCCGACCAGCUCCCAGCCCUGCACGGUGACAACUAACGGUGAAACAAACUUCAGCAACCAUGCCUUCAGAACUGGAGACAGCCAUGGAGUCACUCAUCAAGGUGUUCCACCGUUACGCCUCUAAGGAUGGCAACAGCGGCAAACUCAACCGGCGAGAGCUCAGAGAGCUGAUGGAGAACGAGCUCUCCACCUUCCUCAAGUCUCAGAAAGACCCGGCUGCCAUAGACAAAAUCAUGAAGGACCUGGACACCAACGGCGAUGGCCAGGUGGACUUUGAGGAGUUUGUUUCUCUGGUUGUUGGACUUUCCAUUGCCUGUGAGCAGUGCUAUCAGUUGCACAUGAAGAAGACGGGGAAGCACUAAACGACAACAGCAGAAGAGAGAAGAAACCAAAAAGCAUUUCAAGUAUUGUUAAGAUAGUUUUGUUCAAUAAAUAAACUGAAGAAUUUCAAA
Plectropomus leopardus (leopard coralgrouper) is the source of this 518-nucleotide messenger RNA. It is a transcript of the gene s100a10a, whose product is annotated as S100 calcium binding protein A10a. NCBI's taxonomy places the organism in Eukaryota, Metazoa, Chordata, Actinopteri, Perciformes, Serranidae. Gene Ontology annotation, molecular function: calcium-dependent protein binding; calcium ion binding. Gene Ontology annotation, cellular component: cytoplasm. The record is from RefSeq and is a predicted model, not a curated record.